CUAAGAAUCACAUUCUUCUUCUUGCAUGUCAAUCUGAUCAGAUUCCCAAGUCAAUGGUUUUGAUUUGAGGGCUGCUUCAAGGCACAUACAGUAGCUUCUUGGGAACCCUAGCUCUCUCGGUUCUUCAGGUUGAAUUUCUCGAGAAGAAGAUUAUCUUGUUUGAUGGGUACGGUGGAGGCUCGAUCAAAGGACCCAUCUGGGUGUUCAUCGCCUUCGCCAGAGAAUGACAAGAAUGAGCUAAGGGAAGCUCUGUGUGCUUUGAAAAAUGGGGCCUCAGAAAACGGGGUUGGUUUCUCUGGCCAUGAAAGCCAAGGUUUUAGUGAUGGUGGGGUUGUUGAAGUUUUGAAGAGCAGGGUCUUUGAGACCCAGGUUUUGGUGGAGGGGGAUAUUGUGGGGAGAGGAGUGGUGGAUGGUUUGGCUGAUUCUGAGAUGAACGGGGUUUCAUCUUUAUUGAAAAUGAGAGGGAGUGGUAGGAGCUUGAUGUUUUCUUAUGGCAGUGAGAGUGAUAGUUCUGGGAAGUUGAAUGCUGGGGGUGUUUCUUUUGGGGUUGGAAUGGAAGGAGUAAGAAAAGAUUGGAAGAGAAGUGAGGAUGAAGAUGACCGAUAUGAGAAAAGUAUGACCGUAGAUGUUCCAAUUGUUGAUACAAGUGACAACAAGGAUUUGGAAAUGGAAGAUUUGGGUGAUGAAGAAUAUGGUGGGUUUUCAGUUGGUGAUUUUAUAUGGGGGAAAAUUAAGAGUCAUCCCUGGUGGCCUGGAAGGAUUUAUGACCCUUCUGAUGCUUCAGAGUUUGCUUUGAAGCUGAGACAAAAGAAUAGACUCCUUGUGGCUUACUUUGGGGAUGGAACCUUCGCUUGGUGCCAUCCUUCUCAAUUGAAGCCGUUUGAGGAAAACUUUGAGGAUAUGGUGAAGCAGAGUAGCGCUAGGGCUUUUAUGAAUGCUGUACAGGAAACUGUAAGUGAGGUUGGAAGGCUGUUGGAUUUGAAGAUGACUUAUUCAAGUGCUGAAAUGGAAAUUGGGUCUGAAUUUACUCGGCCCUUGGCGAGCAAUUCUGGAGUCAAGGAGGGAGUUCUUAUCCCUGAAAAUGGUGUCGAGAAACUUCAAGAUGUUCUGAUUGAUCCAGCAGCAUUACUUUCUCGGGUGAAACAAAUUGCCAAAAUUAUUUCCAUUGGUAAUAUUCUGGAGCUGGAAAUAUUAAAGGCUCGGCUUUCAGCCUUUUACCUAUCAAGAGGAGGUUAUGGAUUACCUAGGUAUGAGGCGCCCCGGCCUGUUCCUGGGCUUGAAGAUAAUUUAAUUGACAAAACAGUGGAUGUAGGCAGCAGUAAGGGUGCAGUGGAAGCACCUGUCCAGGGGCCAUUUGAAGAGGACUACUCUACCUUGCCAGUGAACCCAAAAUCUGUUGAACUGAGCUAUUCACAUGGGAUUUCAGGAAAUAGAUUGAAUCAUAGAAUUAAGCAGAAAAGCAUUGCUGAGAUUAUGGGUGAGGACAAAGAUGUCAAUACCAAAAAUAAGAAGGUAGAUGCAUCUGAAAAAGCAACAGUUAGAAAGAAGAAGAAAGGCAGUGAGGAUGCAAUGACAUCUAAACCAGUGCAUAAGAGAAAAGGGUUACUUGCAAAUACUGAUAGAAACAUGCGGAGUGAUGAAAAUGAUGGCAGUGGUGACAAGGGGACAUUGCAGCAGUUGAAAGAGAAGAGAAAAGCUUUUGGUAAUGAAAACACUAGUAGUGGUAGGAAAAAGGGGACUGAGGGAAAAAGGAAAGCCAAGCAACAAAAUGAGAAGGGUUCUUUGUCAAGAGAAAGAAAGAAAAGCAAGUAUUUGUCCCCUCCUUUCACUAUUCCAACCAGAGAGCAGAGGAAAGGAGACAGAGAAUCAGAAUCCCUUAAAGUUUCUAGCGAAGCUCUUGUAUCAGAGCCAGGGACAGGAGCUUCUGAUCAGCUUCUACUCUCCCCUGUACCUUUGAAGUGUAAUGGUGAGGCACUUCAGGUGAAUUUUUCCAUGGAACUUGCCAAAGAACAGGACCUUCCUGAUAGCUCAAAUUACCAAACACCAGAAGAUGGUGACCACAAGACUAUUGAUACAAUGAAAAUUCAGGUUCCUUUGGGUGAAGUUCUGUCUGAAAUCCACUUUGCAGCUAUUAGUCCACAAGUUCCUAGGGAUUUGAAUUCUCUUAAAAGAAUUGUGGACUUCAUAUUUAUCUACAGAAGCUCAUUAUAUCGCCAAGGGUCCUACUACAAAGUAUACAAGAAGCAUCAAGCUAGCAAGAAAAGAAAGAAGCCAGAAUCUGAUAUUGAGAUGUUGAAGAAAGAUCAAAAUCAAUCUGAUCAUACAUCACCUAAUAAUAAUUCAGAGACAAAGAAGAGAAGAAGGAAGAAUGAAACAACUUCAGGUUUGCCUAAAGAGAAGCAAGCAGCUGUACAUAUGACUUGCAAGAAGGGUACUCGUGAAGAUUCUUCAGCGGCUUCUCUUCUUGUCUCAUUUGGGCCAGGAUCCUCUCUGCCUUCAAAAUCUGAUCUUAUCACACUGUAUAGUAAGUUUGGAACUUUGAAUGAAUCCGAAACAAACAUGUUCUCAAGUAGUUAUACUGCUCAGGUGUUCUUCCUAAAAGCUUCUGAUGCUGAAGAGGCGUUGAGCUAUUCACAGAACAUGAGCCCCUUCAAAUCUUCUGAUGCCAGUUUCAGACUUGAGUAUCUUUCUGCUAGUUCCAAGUCUGAAAAAUUGAAGUCUAAGGCUUCUUCUGCAAAGAAAAAAGACGAUACUCCAGCCAAGGCAUCUGCUUCACUGUCACCAGGUAGUGAAGCAUCCAAAUUAAACUACAUAAAGCAGAAACUUCAGAGUCUGACCUCAAUGCUAGAAGUAUUGGAUGGUAAAUCUCCUGAUAUGAAGACAAAAUUAGAGGGCAAGAUGAAAGGGCUUUUAGAGGAUGUGAACAAAAUGGUUGAAUCUUCUUCAUCCUAGAUAAACUGGAAUACUUAGCUAGUAAUCAGGGUAGGUUUAUGAUAUGUCAUUUCCUUUUAGUGAACUGUCUUGUUUGAGGGUCAAUUUGUUUUUCCCAUUUGCGAGCCUAGCUUUAUUUGAGAGGUAAAAAUUACCAAUAUCAGUAUGUUGUGUAGCAUAUGUAACUUGCUGUAUUCAUAGACUGUAUAGAGACCGACAUCCUUUUAGAUUUUCUGUCUCUUAUGAUAGUGGUGAAAAAACAGUUAAGUAUCAAAGGUAUAAUGUUAUCUUUUCUAUAAUGUUGUGUGAAAUACUUUAAUUCUGCGGUAGCUGUGACGCUUGAUUAUGAUUGAAAAGGAAAAGAGAUGGUGGAAC
Molecule: messenger RNA, 3306 nt
Organism: Abrus precatorius (Indian licorice)
Lineage: Eukaryota; Viridiplantae; Streptophyta; Magnoliopsida; Fabales; Fabaceae
Exons: 2
Coding region: 163-2952 (929 amino acids)
Source: RefSeq, a predicted model, not a curated record